Pongo pygmaeus (Bornean orangutan) is the source of this 1418-nucleotide messenger RNA. It is a transcript of the gene APOL5, whose product is annotated as apolipoprotein L5. Lineage: Eukaryota; Metazoa; Chordata; Mammalia; Primates; Hominidae. Gene Ontology annotation, biological process: lipid transport; lipoprotein metabolic process. Gene Ontology annotation, molecular function: lipid binding. Gene Ontology annotation, cellular component: extracellular region; membrane. The record is from RefSeq and is a predicted model, not a curated record.
AUGAACGCAGGGUGCCCGACUGAGAAGAGCAUCCCAUGUGGCAAACAAGGAAAUUUGCAAGUUCCCAGUUCCAAGGUGUUACCUGGCUUGGAAGAAGGCUGUGAAUAAAUGUGGCUUCAAAAGGUAAUCUACGGAGGUGAGGUCUGGGGGAAGUCCCCAGAACCUGAGUUCCCCUCACUGGUGAACCUGUGCCAGAGUUGAAAAAUUAACAAUUUGAUGUCAACUGUCCACAGUGAUGAGGCUGAUAUGCUGUCCUACGUUCUGUUUGAAGAGCUGGUGCGAUGUGACAAAGAUUCCAUGCCAGAUGGAAAUCUGUCAGAGGAGGAAAAACUGUUUCUCCCAUAUUUUCCUUUGCACAAGUUUGAGCUAGAACAGAACAUCAAAGAGCUUAACACCCUUGCAGACCAAGUUGACACCACUCGCAAAUUGCUUACCAAGACCAGCCUGGUGGCCAGCUCUUCCAGGGCUGUUUCUGGGGUCAUGAACAUCCUGGGUUUGGCCCUAGCACCUGUGACAGCAGAAGGCAGUCUCAUGCUCUCAGCAGCUGGGACAGGGUUGGGGGCAGCAGCUGCCGUCACCAACAUAGUAACAAAUGUCUUAGAAUUUAGAAGCAAUUCAGCAGCAACAGACAAAGCCAGUCGACUGGGGCUUCUGACAACAUCACAUGAGGCUUUCGGAGGAAUAAAUUGGUCUGAAAUCGAGGCUGCUGGCUUUUGUGUUAAUAAGUGUGUAAAAGCCAUCAAGGGCAUCAAGGACCUUCGUGCCUACCAGAUGGCCAAAUCCAACUCUGGCUUCAUGGCUAUGGUCAAGAAUUUUGUGGCCACAAGACACAUCCCUUUCUGGAGGGCACAGGGCACAACUCUGGCCAUGACCAAUGGUGCCCGGGUGAUGGGUGCUGCUGGGGCUGGCUUCUUACUUAUGAAAGACAUGAGCAGCUUCCUGCAGAGCUGGAAGCACCUGGAGGAUGGGGCGAGGACGGAGACAGCAGAGGAACUGAGGACACUUGCUAAGAAGCUGGAGCAGGAGCUAGACUGGCUCACCCAGCGCCACUGGCACCUGCUGCAGAAGGCGAGCCGGACCUGUUUCAGCUGUCGGGGCAGGGCUGUUUGAGGAUCCCAUGUGGUUAAACCAGAAGGGUCUCGCUCACCUCUCCCCUGGCCUGUUGUGGAGCACCAGCCUAGGCUGGGCCGUGGCGGGGCACUGAGGACACCAAAGAGGACAGUCUCUGCCCCAAAGAUGCUUGGCCACCAGCCAGCCCCACCAGCACCAGCAAGAAAGGGGAGACAGGCCCCGGGAAGACACCGACAAUGAGAAGAGUUGGUCACCCUGUCACCACUGAACCUUGAUCUAACGAGGCAAAAUGCAAGUCUUCCAUGAAGAAUACUGGGGGUAGGGAAACUUCUAGUGGCAAUGAUAAA